Molecule: messenger RNA, 414 nt
Organism: Microtus ochrogaster (prairie vole)
Lineage: Eukaryota; Metazoa; Chordata; Mammalia; Rodentia; Cricetidae
Product: elongin-B-like
Exons: 2
Coding region: 1-414 (137 amino acids)
Source: RefSeq, a predicted model, not a curated record
AUGGGAAGGAAAAAGGCAUGGAUCCAUGCUACCACAUGGGUAAACACGGACAUUGACGCUUUUCUCAUGAUCCGGUGCCACAAGACCACCAUCUUCACGGACGCCAAGGAGUCGAGUACCGUGGUCAAGCCGAAGCGCAUCGUUGAGGGCAUCCUCAAGCGGCCGCCGGAUGAGCAGCGGCUGUACAGGGAUGACCAGCUCCUUGAGGAAGGAACAACUCUGGGCGAGUGUGGCUUCACUAGCCAGACAGCAGGGCCACAGGCCCCCACAGUGGGCCUGGCCUUUCGAGAGGAUGCUGCCUUUGAAGCACUGCGCAUCGAGCCGUUCUCCAGCUCUCCAGGGCGUCCAGAUGUGAUGAAGCCACAGGACUCUGGAGACAGUGCCAAUGAACAAGCUGUGCAGCGAGGGCCCUAG